CUAAAAAGAGAGGCAGCCACAGAGGGAGAAAUACAAGUUUUCAAGAUCAUCCGAAGAAAUUGAAGUAACCUUGUGGUCAUUAUUCAUGGCUACAGGCUCAGUGAUCAAGUACGCAAUUAUCUUGGUUUGCUUUGCAUCCUUGUGGACUUGUCAUGAUGCAGCAGACACACUGAAACCAGGGGACACUCUCAACUCCACAAGUUCCCUACUUUCGGCAUCUGGCACUUUCACUUUGAAUUUCAUUGAAAAGGCUAUCCGUGGUUCCGAUAACAGCUUCAUUGCUAUCCUCCGUGUUAAAAGCGGUGCAAACAAAGCAUGGAUUGCCAACCGAGACACACCUAUUUUAUCCUCUUCAUCUCCACUUCUCACCUUGGACUCCAAUAACACAUUGAAAAUUACUCAUCAAAAUGGAGACCCUUUCGUUCUUUUCUCCGCUCCCCAAACUAAUGACCCCAAUACUAGUGUCGUGGCCACCCUUUUGGAUUCCGGCAAUUUUGUCCUACAAGAGGUCAAUUCUGUCAGCGGAUCAACGAUCCGUGUUUUCUGGCAAAGUUUUGAUUAUCCAGUAGACACAUUCUUACCAGGCAUGAAAUUGGGCGUUGACCAUAGAAAUGGGUACAAUUGGUCACUUUUAUCAUGGGGAACUCGUGACAACCCUGUGUCGUCAGGGCCUUACAGCCUUGAAUGGGACACCGAUGCACACCAACUGAAGAUCAAGCGAAGCGGGACUGUUUAUUGGACUAGUGGCGUGUAUGCAGAUGGCAGAUUCCAAUUUAUUUUGCCUGAUGUAUCCAAAAAAAGGUACAAUUUUAGCAUUGUUUCGAAUCAAGACGAAGACUACCUCACGUACACGAGUCUAGAUGAUCCUACUGAUCCUGAGCCAGAAUGGGUGCUAUACACCAGGGGGGCACUUUAUGAAUAUGGUGCAUCAGUUGACAUCAUACAAGCACAAAACUGUGACGGCUAUAACAUAGUCGGAGGGUGCGUGAGAAGGGACCGGCCAAGUGAUUGUACUGGGAAGUUGGUGAUGAUUUUUAUCAGAAAAAGGGUUACUUCAAUAUCGUUAACUCUAGCGCUUCGAGACCCCCCAACUGGCCUGGUACUGGUAGUGAGGAUUGUAAGGUUACUUGUUGGCAAAGUUGUGACUGCCUUGGAUUCGACUUUCCAUCCGGUAGUCCGACUACUGGUGCAGGAUGCCGAUUUUGGAGCGUGGACUGUGAAUUCAUUGAAGACUUCACUGCAAAUACUACUUUUGUUUUGCCAGCAACGCAACCACCCCCACCAGAUUCACCACCUCCGGGAAAGAUUCGUAAGUCUAGCUAUGUACUAAUCUUACUAUAUAUUGAA
Molecule: messenger RNA, 1347 nt
Organism: Pyrus x bretschneideri (Chinese white pear)
Lineage: Eukaryota; Viridiplantae; Streptophyta; Magnoliopsida; Rosales; Rosaceae
Product: G-type lectin S-receptor-like serine/threonine-protein kinase At1g67520
Exons: 1
Coding region: 86-1330 (414 amino acids)
Source: RefSeq, a predicted model, not a curated record